This is a messenger RNA of Galleria mellonella (greater wax moth), 2351 nucleotides long. Its product is annotated as beta-lactamase-like protein 2 homolog. The record is from RefSeq and is a predicted model, not a curated record. NCBI's taxonomy places the organism in Eukaryota, Metazoa, Arthropoda, Insecta, Lepidoptera, Pyralidae. Gene Ontology annotation, molecular function: single-stranded RNA binding; RNA endonuclease activity. The transcript has 5 exons. Gene Ontology annotation, cellular component: mitochondrial matrix. The coding region runs from base 43 to 1014 and encodes 323 amino acids.
AUUUAAACCUAAUUAGAAUAUUUUGAAUGAUAUUAUUAUAUUAUGUUUUUAUUUCUGCUGUUUAUAAUUGUAGUUGCUAUAAUCUUCGUGAAGGAACGAAGUGCAAACUUCGAGAGUAAUUAUAUUGUGCCUAAAAUGGCAGCAGUAAUACCGGCCGUAACGAAACUCUCAAGUCAAGUUAUAAGAAUUCUAGGAUGCAACCCUGGACCCAUGACACUGCAAGGCACUAACACAUAUCUAAUUGGAACAGGAAGAAAUCGCAUUCUUCUAGACACUGGUGACAAAGAUGUGCAGGAAUACCAGAAACACUUAUCUGAAGUGGUGCAGUCAGAAAAGGUGAACAUAGAACACAUUGUGGUCACUCACUGGCAUCACGAUCACAUUGGAGGAGUGGAAAACAUAUAUGGCAGCAUUGCAGCAAAACCACUAAUAUGGAAACACAAACGCAGCUCUGAUGAUAGUCCAGACAGUGAGCUGCCUACAGAGAUUCCCAUCAACUGGCUAUCAGAUGGACAAGAGAUCAAAGUGGAAGGUGCUACAGUGAAAGUACACCACACUCCUGGCCAUACAACUGACCAUGUUAUAUUGACGUUAUUGGAAGAGAACAUAUUGUUCAGUGGAGACUGCAUACUGGGCGAAGGCACUGCAGUAUUUGAAGACUUAUACACUUAUAUGAAAAGUUUGAAUAAGAUAUUAGAACUUAAGCCAAGGGUGAUAUAUCCAGGACACGGAAAUGUUGUAGAGGAACCAAUACAGAAAAUAGAAUACUAUAUAGCCCAUAGAAAUCAAAGAGAAGAACAGAUAUUGGGAGCUCUAAAGAAUAAUUUAAAUAAGCAAUUAAAUGAAAUGGACUUGGUUAAACUGAUAUAUACAGAGACACCGGAACAUUUGUGGCCAGCAGCUGCCUAUAAUGUCAACCAUCAUUUGACAAAACUCACAAAGGAAAAUAAAAUAAAAUGUAUUACUGUAGAUGGAGAGACUAGGUGGCAAUAUAACGUCAAUAGUAAUUUAUAAAUAUUUCAGGGUCGCAUGUGACACCCCUAGUGUUGCAGGCGUCCAUAGGCUACAGUGACCGUUUACCAUCAGACGGGCUUUAUGCUUGUUUGCCAUUUUUGUGGUAUAAAAAAUACUAAAAUUGUUUAUUAUCGAUAUUUAAAGAAUUAUUAUUUUUUAUUUCAAUUGCUGCGACCAGGGCCAGUUGGUAUAUAACCAGAAAUAUGUAAGGACGCACCUCGCUUAUCCAACUCGAAUUCGCGUUGCAAGUUAUGGGUACUUAUUUCUAUUUUGUAUUUAAAAAAAAAACCUUAUAAAUAUAGCUUUUGUUAAGACGUAACCUACCCAUGUACCAAAUUUUAUUCAAUUCAUGGAGCGGCAAAUUAGCUCCAUCGAACUCUGGUUGCCAUUAAUUGAGAACGCUCAUAUUACCAACAACGAACUUAGGAAGACCUCGUAAGAAAGAAAAUAUUUAGGUAAUGGUAUUUAUAAUUUUGUUAUUCUUGUUAUUUAUUGUUAUCCUUGUUAUUUGUAUUUUGUUAUGACUUAAGUCAAUAAAAUUUUUUGAUUGAUUAUCAGCUUUAUUUAACUGUGAAAUAUUCAGUGAUACGAAUAUUGUAUAGCUGCAAAUAUUUUUUUUAUCAAUCAAAGCUAAGAAUAUAGUAGAAUCAGUUUACUAGCUUGACGUUUAGGGUAUUAAUGAAUCUAUAAACAUAACCUAAAACAGUAGAAGGGAAAUUCAAUAGCUAGAUCUAAAUACACCUUUACAGGCUACACAAAAGCUGCUACAUUGGUAGCAGCUUUUGUGUAGCCUGUAAAGGUGUAUUUAGAUCGUAUUUGAUAUUGACGAAGCCCAAGAGUACUUGGUCAUAGGACAUGUUGUGGGCUUAUUUAUUAAAAUUAUCUAUAUUUAAGUGAUUUAAAUAUUUCCCCUUCUCAACAUGCUUUCUCCUGUAACUAUAUUUUGAAAUUAACACGACAGAAUUGCUCAGUUGCAUACUAGUUGCAAACAAAAAAAAAAUUAUAUCUACUACAGUUUUGCCUGCAGUAAACAGUAUGCAAAUUAUUUUGUAUUAGGAUAUGGCCUCUGAGUGUACCAAAUUUUUUUCUAUUCCAUUCAGCUGUUUAAGCAUGAUUGAGUACAAGCUUCCACAUUAAUUAAUAGGAUUUCAUUUUAAAAAAUUGGUGCCAUUAGUAUGUUAUUAUAUUCAUUAUCACUAUUUUUUCUUUGUUAUGAAUUGUGAACAAAACUCAAUUUGUGUUAAAUAAUUUUAAUUGUAUAUAUUAAAUGUAUCGAAUAUAUUUAUAUACUUACUAUAAAAAUAUGAUUUAUAAAUAAAAACAGUUUUCAUUUGUCA